Messenger RNA from Temnothorax curvispinosus, 2808 nucleotides. RefSeq lists its product as uncharacterized. NCBI's taxonomy places the organism in Eukaryota, Metazoa, Arthropoda, Insecta, Hymenoptera, Formicidae. Bases 1 to 2808 code for a protein of 935 amino acids. The record is from RefSeq and is a predicted model, not a curated record. The transcript is spliced from 2 exons. Gene Ontology annotation, biological process: proteolysis. Gene Ontology annotation, molecular function: aspartic-type endopeptidase activity.
AUGAGUAAGGAGAACGCCCGGGAAAUGGCAGGAGCUGUCUCCAAGGAGACGAAUAGAGAGAUGGAAGGACUUAUCCGCAGCCAACAUGAGCUCUACGGGCGCAUUGCUCGCUCGUACGAGAACCUGAGGAAAGUGGGAACACCGAAUAUUACCAUCGGGUUGGUGGAGGCGCGCUUGCAGGCCCUCGAGUCCAACUGGGCGAAAUUCGAGGCGCAGCACGAGAAAAUAUAUGCCGGCUACUGGGAGAUCCUGGCGGAUCAUGACUACGAGAAGAAGGACGUGCCGUCUACCGCGGAGGAGGCUUACAUACAGCAAAAGGGCAUGUUCCUCGAGACGCUCCGCAAGCUCAAGAGUAAAGCGGAAGGCGCUCCCGCACCAGCCGCUGCCGGGACGAACCCGCCUCGUACGACCUUGCCGCGCAUUCAGCUGCCAGAGUUCGAGGGCAAAUACGAAGAGUGGCCCGCCUUCCGUGACCUAUUUCAUUCGAUAAUCGGGAAGGAUGCCGCCACGACUCCAGUUGAGAAGCUACACUACCUGAAGUCGUGCUUAAAGGGGGAGGCGGAACUCCUAGUGCGCAGCCUGCCCACGACGGACGAGAACUUCGAGCGCGCUUGGAAGACCUUGACGGACUACUACCAAAACAAGCGACUCCUGGUGCGCUCAUACCUCGCUCAAUUUACGUCGCUGCAAAAACUGAAGGGUGAGUCAGUAUCCGAGUUACGCAAAGUGUAUCACCGAGUCGUGAGCACUGUCGGCGCUCUUGACAGCAUCGGGCGGCCGAUUUCGCGUAGUGAGGACCUGUUCGUCCAUCUCGUCGUAGAUCUUCUCGACCCGCGUUCGCGUCGCGAGUGGGAGAACGCUGUCAGCGAAACGCCGGAUCCGCCGUCGUUCGCCGUGUUGCAGCAGUUUCUGGACCGACGCCUGCAUACUCUCGAAUCGCUCCAGCCGGCGAAACCAGAGAACGCGACUUCCGCGAAGGCCGGGGGGAAUUCCGCGCAGCAAACGCGAGCCUUGCAUGCAAAGGCAAAGGAAAACCGACUCGGUCGCUGCUCCGUAUGCCAAAAGGGACAUUUUAUUAUGUUUUGCGCCGCGUAUAAGGGGAAAACCGCCGCGGAACGAAAACAGCACGUCGAGGCAAAUAAUCUCUGCCUCAAUUGCCUCGGAAAACACAAAUUAAACGAGUGUGAUUCGAAACGAAAUUGCUCAGUGUGUGACGGCCGACACCAUUCGAGCCUGCACGACGCGUAUCAAGGAACCGAGGUCGCCACAACUUCGCAUCUCGCGCAAGGACCUUCCGAGAACGCAGUGGCUGUGCUCCUCGCCACCGCCCGUGUCCGCGUGCGUGAUCGGUUCGGCAUCGAGCGUACCGCGCGAGCUCUAAUCGACCAGGGUUCCGAGUCAUCGCUCGUCGCGGAAUCGUUGGUGCAGCGCCUAAAACUGUCCCGCGCACCCGCCUCGGUCGCGGUAUUCGGUGUUGGCGGGAAGCGGACGGCUCGUGCGCGAGGCCUGGUGACCCUCGAAAUCUCACCCCGGGGAGGAGGGCCGUCGAUCGCCGUGUCGGCCUUAAUACUCCCUCGGCUCUCCCUUUACGGUGGAGGGAUCCGUGCGGAUAAAGAGGCGUGGACGCAUCUCCGCGGGCUGGAGCUCGCAGAUCCCGAAUUUCUAGGCUCGGACCCGGUGGAUUUCCUGCUGGGCGCCGAUGUCGUCGCCGAGAUCCUCCAGCCGGGACUGCUCAAGGGCGGGGCACACGAGCCUGUGGCCCAGAAGACGGCGUUAGGGUGGAUCAUCUCCGGAGCCGCCGGAGCGGUGGCGAAUCCGGAGGCCGCAGUAGCGCACCAGUGCCACGUUGACGCGGAGCUCUCCGCUCUGGUGCAGGGGUUCUGGCGGCAGGAGGAACUGCCCGUCGGCCCUCCCGCGCUAACCAGGGAGGAGCAGGAGGCCGAGGACUUUUUUGCACGAACCCAUUCGCGUACCGCGGAGGGCCGAUUCGUCGUGAGACUCCCCGUCGUAAAUCCGCUGCCCGAUCUCCGGGGAACGCGUAACUACGCGCUACGGGUGCUAACUCAGAUGGAAAGGCGGCUUUCCCGCGACGAGAAAUUGAAGAGCCUGUACGUCGACUUCAUGCGGCAGUACGAGGAACUCGGCCACAUGACCCCCGUCGCGCCGGACAAGAUCGCGAAAAGCCGAGUGUGUUAUCUCCCACACCAUGGCGUCAUGCGGGAGGCAAGCUCCUCGACGAAGCUGCGCGUGGUGUUCAACGGCUCGGCGGCGCUUCCUUCGGGCGACUCACUAAAUCGGUACCUACGGGCGGGACCGAAUCUGCUGCCGGCCCUAGCGGACGUGCUGCUGCGCUGGCGUCGUUACCGUUACGUCCUUGCCACGGACGUGGAAAAAAUGUACCGCCAGAUUCUGGUUCACGAGGAAGAUCGUGAUCUUCAGCGGAUCUUGUGGCGGUACCACACAGACGAGAAGAUACGGGAGUAUAUUCUCAACACCGUUACCUACGGGCUAACCUGUUCUCCUUUCCAGGCUAUUCGUGCUUUGCUUCAGCUAGCCGAAGACGAAAAGGAACGCUUCCCGCUGGCCGCUCUAGCGCUGCUCGGCGCUCGCUACAUGGACGAGGUACUUUCGGGCGCCGACACCCUCGAAGAGGCUAUGGCCCUUCGGCAGCAGCUAACGGAACUCUGUGCGGCGGGCGGCUUUCCGCUGCGCAAGUGGUCGGCUAACGAUGAGAUGCUCAAGGACUGCUGCGCGUUGGCGGGCGGCUCAAGCACGCCGUCCUGGCCUACGACGAACGGCAUCCCGUGA